Molecule: messenger RNA, 4535 nt
Organism: Durusdinium trenchii
Lineage: Eukaryota; Dinophyceae; Suessiales; Symbiodiniaceae
Source: the annotation of a GenBank genome assembly
AUGGCGGAGUGGGUGCACGUCGCCAGCCGUGCACGUCACUGUGAGCGACAGGUGAUCGACAGCUUUGCACAUGGCUUUGUGAUCUUCACCGAGGCCUUUUUUGUGCACUUGAGGGAAGCGGACUUCGAUUGCUCCAGCACCAGCAUCUUGACGGGCGGCAGCAAGACCACGACCUUGACUCCUUUUGUGGACGGCGUCACGGAUUUGGCAACCAUUCGAGCGCAGAAGCAGGAGACUGCGGCGAGUUCGAUGGAGUUCGUCCCCCUUAAUGACUUUGGAUUGCUGGAAUUCCGCUACGAGCUGCCUCCGGUCUCCCCUCGGCGCUUUCAGCUUCGUGUGCCCGUGGAUUAUGUCACCGAUACCGCCAACCCGACUGGCCUCACGGGGCCCAGCAGCAUCUAUGAGAUCACAUUCGAUGUGGGGAUGCCCUAUGGACAGGAAGUCCUCCCUGUGACCUCGGGCACUCAGCUGUUUCUGGCCAGCCAUUGCAACAGCACCGAGACAGAGACAUACUUCUGGGGUUAUAGCCCUGGGGUAUCAUCUCCCGUGGUGACGCUGCAGAGCAACAGCGGAAGUUACUCCUUCUUGGCGAACUUCAACACAGCAGAUCUCGCGGCGGGCGUCCACUAUGAGGUCUGCCUUGACGUGGAUGGUCCUGGACCUCUUCAUCGACCAGGUCCCACGGGACUUCAACUCUUCGUCAGUCCUGUGACUGCAGUGGCGCCCACGACUGUGACGCAAGACCUGGGCAGGAGAGGUAUUUGGGUAUUGACUGCAGCUCGGCAUCGGUCGGAGCGUUGGUUUCGUGGCCGACUCAACUCAGCUCUGAAAGAGAGGCUCCGGGAGCCCCCAGCGGUCCAGCCAAUUUUAGAACGUUUGGCUGGGUGUGAAGAGAUCUCGUCCCCGGGCGUUGUCCCGGAGACGCCGCCCUUCCGCACCCGCUCGGCACCGCUGCGCUCCACGGGGACCUCAGGUAGGGAGGUGUCCCCGAAACUCUCGCCCCUGGCGUCGAGUCGAUUCCGAACCUUCCAACGGGUGGCAGGGCUUCGAAGUCCUCGGAUCCGCUGGUCGCUGACAGCGCCGCUGAGCGUGGCCUGCUUUGCGCGGCCCCAGGAGGCCAUGGGAUGGUGGCCGGAGAAUGACACGGAGGAAGAAUUGAUGGUGGGAGUGCAAAACUUUACCAAGAACUACGUGAAUCAGCUGCACUGGUGUAACGAGCUCACCACGGCCUACCUGGCCACCAGCUGCGACACCGCCGUGGCCGACGGCUACAGCAACGCCCUGUGGUCGGAACGCACCCAGUCCCAGUCGUUCUCGGGGACGGACCACCUGGUCGUGUGGCCGGACGUGAGCUUCGUGGACGAGGAGCGCAACGAGACGGAGUCCAGCGAGGUUGGUUACCGCAACGAUGCGGCCUGCGCGCAUGCGGCGACGGAGCGUGGCUAUGCGUACUGGACGCGAAGAGCUUCCGACAACACUUGCUGGUUCUUGACGGAGUCAGCUCCUGCCUAUGCCAGCUUCAGUGAGGGAUACACUUCGGGAAUGGUGGGUGUCCAGCUGUGGCUCUUGCGCUUAGAUACCCGGCCUUUGCUACAAGGUCAGUACUACACCUUGUGCAUUGACCUGGAUGGCUAUCAGACCAUCUCCAGCGUGGCCACCACCCUACUCAGCGUUUACGUCUCUCCCGUGCAAGCUGUGAGCACCACCACUGUAUGGCAGGCCUUGAAUCAAAACAUUUCACUGGAAUGCUCCAACUGCACGAGCUCCACCAAGCUGACGUUAUCCGUGAAGUGCGACGGGACCAUGGUGGUGGGCGAAAUCCCCGGAGAGCAGACCUUGGUGACGACUCUCGACUCCAAUGGAGAUGAGGGGAUGUGGACAGCUAUCGUAGAUGCCAAGACCCUUGCGGAGGGCAAGCACUAUCGAGUUUGCUUGGAACUGGAUGACCUGAUGCCCAUGGGUGACACGGGCUACCGAAUCUACGUCACGCCCCUCUACUACGUGACUCCAUCAGUGGGAAGCGAACAGUUUCAGCAGAUCGAGGUGGCAUGCCCUUCGGCCAUCUGCACACGCUCGACGGAGAUCCGGCUGGGAUUACUUCACCAGAGUUGUGGUGAUGGCCUCUUGGACGAGGUGGAAACGACCUGGGUCCAAGUGGAAGGAGCUGCCGAGGCCAAGGACCUGCGCCCUUCCCGGCUCCGCGGCGGCUUGGAUGCCGCGGUGCUCUCGGCGGGACGAGGCCGUGGUGCCUACUUCUUUGUUGUCGAUACGCGGGACCUCGAGGUGGAUCAGAACUACCGCGUUUGCAUCGACAUUGACGGCGUUUCUGGUGAUGUGUACCAACCGGGGGAUGCCGGGUAUUUGGUGUGGAAACCCGACACGACGGCCCCCUUCGUCUUCGGCAACGGCACCUUCAAUGGGACUUUGGAGUGGAACGUCACGGAGGCUGCCACGUACCUGGCCGGACGGAGGUUAGAUGCGACGGAAGAGGAAACCCGCGAGGUGGAGCUGUCUCGCGCAGAAGCUUCCAGGUGGUGGGCGCAGCGCAGCUCUGAGCAGCAAAACGAUGAGAGCAGCUCCAAGUCGGCGAGGCUGGACACAUCAGCCAAGGCAGCCUUUGUAGAUCCUGAAGCUGCAUCAAGCCACUCAGAUUUGGAGAGACGCUUGUCCUUCGUCUCUCCGGUGGAGUCGCUCUACCCGGAGUUUGUCUUCCUGGAACCCACGGUGGAGAGUGAGAACACCAGCGAGCCAUCCCUGGAGCUGCUGCCGAUGCGGCGGGUGAACUUCACGGUGACCUGUUCCUCCGGUGGCUGCAGCACAGCAACCGAGGUGCGUUUGGCAUUGAGCUGCGGCAGCGAGGGCCACCGAAGCUCGUCGCCCAGUUACACACAGGCCGUUGGCUUGGCCUAUGGCGCCUUCCCCAGCAACGUGCUGAGUCCCAGCGGCGAGGCCUUUCAGGCCAAUUUGGAUGUCUCCACCCUUCUUCCAGGAUUCGACUACCGUCUUUGCAUUGAUCUGGAUGGCUACUAUGGCUCAUCUGUGCCAGGAGACUCCGGCUUUUCAGCCCAUGGUUCUGCCAUCAGUGCCUUGUGGCCCAGCACACUGCAGCUGCAAAGUGCUCAGCCGCUUCGGGUGAACUGUUCGGCCGCUUCAGGUUGCUCCGCGGCCCUGCGCGGCUACCUCUCCUCCAGCGCCUGCGAGGCCCGGACGGAUGGCCUGCAGAGCGCCCUGAGUGGAGUUCGAACGGAGUCCGUGCCGGCGAGCUUGGUGGGCGACAACAGCUAUGAGCUGAUCUUCAACACGGAGUCCCUCACGGUGGGGCAACACUAUCGGCUUUGCGUGGAUUUCGAUGGGAUUGGUGCUGUGCAGGGCUUUGGUGCUGUAGGGAUCGUGUACCUCAGUGACACCCUCGCUUCCGUGACCACGGCACUGCCUUUUGGGGCCACCACUGCAGAGCUCCAGCUGAGCUGCCCAGCAUGUACGAGCUCCUCUUCCUUGAUGCUGGCCUUGGACUGUGGCGAUCGAGUGGACGUGACCAAUGCCGCCUCUUCCUUGGGCGUGGUGAGCAGCAGCUUCGCGGCACUCAGCGGCACAUCUUGGAGCGCUCACUUCGACACCACGACGUUGACACCGGGGAUCCAAUACCAUCUUUGCCUCGAUCUGGACGGCACGACUGGCAGCCUCGCCUUGGGCACCACUGGCUUCAUGGUCUAUGUGACUCCCGUGACGGAGUGUUGGAGGUGUGCAAUCCGGCCGGCACAGCAGCAACAGCUCAUCUUGAGCUGCCCUAGCUGCAGCGGGCCAGCCAGUGGCUAUGUGGAAAGCAGAAACAACAGCUGGAAUCUGAGUGAGCUGGUGAACUUCAGCGUGGAGGAGUUGGUCAAAUGGCUCGAUGUACUUCCAGCCUAUGACUUCGCACCACAGGUGUUCUUGGCGCGCAGCAGUUGUGAGAAGGGCCCUAAACGGCUGCGCCCAAAGCAAAGCAACGCAGGCUGCUGGGAGAACCUCACGCUGGGCCAGGUGGAUUUGGCAUGCAGCCGGUCCAACGGAACGUCAGGAGACGUCUCUUGGGAGCAAGAGGAGAACUCCUUCGAGGCGACGCUGAGCCACUGGAGCCAUCUCUUUGUGGCAGUGGUUGAUGCCAGCGGCCUCGUCCCCGGAGAGGAGUAUUUGAUCUGCCUUGAUUUGGAUGGUUUGGGGAAGCCCAUGCCCUAUGGCGACACUGGUCUCCGCACGUAUGUGUCACCGGUGACGAGUGCUUGGGUGGCUGGCAGCUUCCCACGACAUCUGGCAGUGUCUCAAACAAGCUUCACUCUGGAGGUGAGCUGUGAGGACUUGGGCACGUGCCUGCCAUAUGCCUGGUUGUGGCUCGACACCUCCUGCAGCAGCCGACUUUCGGGCGCCGCCUUAGAGGUCCAGGUCUUGUGGCCAGCGCAAGUGACUCUGGACGCUUCCGGUUUUCAGUAUGGUGACCUCUUGCAUCUUUGCACUGAUUGGGGCGCCGUCGCUGGCGCACGCCCCGGGAGCGAUACAGG